Messenger RNA from Penicillium olsonii, 1557 nucleotides. The record is from the annotation of a GenBank genome assembly. Lineage: Eukaryota; Fungi; Ascomycota; Eurotiomycetes; Eurotiales; Aspergillaceae.
AUGUUGACGAAAGAUGAAACACUCCCGGGUCAGGACCAGCGACUCAGCAUGUCGGCGCAAGACAAGGAGGCCGGCGGUUCCAUCCACGUGGAGGUAAUCGCGGAUCUGUCAGAGGAUGAUCGGAGAUUCCUGGAUGGCUUUACGGAUGAACAGAGAAAGAAAGUGCUCUGGAAGUUGGACAUCAGGCUCGUCCCUAUGCUAGCCUUCCUAUACCUCAUAGCCUAUAUCGACCGAGCCAAUAUUGGAAAUGCCAAGAUCGAAGGUCUCCUCGAAGACCUCAACCUUUCAGGAGAGCAAUACAACAUUGCACUCGCAAUCUUCUUUGUGCCCUACAUCCUCCUUGAAAUGCCUAGCAAUACCCUUCUUUUGAAAUUCAAACACCCUUCCUACUACCUUGGUACAUUGAUCACUCUAUGGGGGAUUGUCAUGACUCUGACCGGUAUUGUGACCAAUUUUGGAGGCUUGGUGGCCUGUCGAGUCUUGCUCGGCGUGUUUGAAUCCGGCUUCUUCCCAGGGGCAGUAUUCACGAUUUCCAGCUGGUAUCUUCCCAACGAAACACAGGUGCGAAUAGCGCUCUUCUAUGCCGCGAGCGCCCUGGCCGGUGCGUUUUCGGGCCUCCUCGCUUUCGCGAUCGUGAAGCUCGACGGGCUCGGUGGCUUGGAAGGCUGGCGAUGGAUAUUCAUUCUCGAGGGCAUAGCAUCGGUGGUAGCCGGUGUGGGGACAUUUUUUCUGUUGGUUGAUACCCCAGCGCUGUCUUCGUGGCUCACGUCAGAAGAACGUCGGUAUCUACAACUUCGACAGCUUGCCGUUCAAGGCAAUAGCACCCGAGUGAAAGAAGCGGAGAAGUCUAGGAAGUGGGAGAUCGCUAGAUCGGUGAUAACAGACUGGCAGCUCUACCUCCAAGCCCUGGUCUACUGCUCAAAUACAGUGCCAAAUUACGGAAUGAAGUUCACAAUGCCACAGAUCAUCAAGAACAUGGGAUAUACCAGCAGCAAUGCCCAACUCCUUACAGUGCCACCAUAUGUCGUGGGCGCGAUUAGUGCAUUUGCUUCCGGUGUUCUCUCAGAUCGCUUCCGGUGGAGAAUGCCCUUUAUCGUUGGAGCUCAACUGCUUGUCGUCAUCUCGUUCGCGGUUCUCUUUGCCAAAGCGGAAGAUAUUGCUUCGAACAUCCCAGCUUGUUACUUCGCAAUCUUUCUUGCGAACGCUGGGUUUUACCCCAUCAACCCCGGUGGUAACGCAUGGACGCUCAGCAACCUCGCGGGCCCAACAAAGCGAAGUCAAGGAAUUGCGUACAUGAUUUGCCUCGGUAACAUUGGCGGCAUCAUUGGAAGCUUCAUCUACAUGGAAGAUGAGAAGCCGAAGUAUCCGACUGGCUUCGGUGUUUCACUUGCAGCUGCGAGUCUUGGGAUAGUGUCCUGCUUGGUUCUGGAAUUCAGUUUCUGGAAGAUCAAUCGAUCUCGUGCUGCUUUCAGUGAAGCUGAGAUUCGCUCAAAGUAUACCGACGAGGAAUUGGAGAGAAUGGGAGAUCGCUCGCCUCUGUUUAGGUACUCACUUUGA